Messenger RNA from Solanum stenotomum, 2829 nucleotides. Its product is annotated as leucine-rich repeat extensin-like protein 4. The transcript has a single exon. NCBI's taxonomy places the organism in Eukaryota, Viridiplantae, Streptophyta, Magnoliopsida, Solanales, Solanaceae. The record is from RefSeq and is a predicted model, not a curated record. Gene Ontology annotation, molecular function: protein binding. The coding region runs from base 252 to 2360 and encodes 702 amino acids.
UCUCAAAAACCCCAUUUUCAUUUAAUCUCUUCUUCUCCACAAAGCUUCAUCUCUCUCAUCUCACAUUUUGCUUAAAGAUUCCAUUUUUAAACCAAAAAUAAAAAAAAACUCCACAAACCCCAUUUCUUAAAUCCAUUUUUCUUCAUAGAUCUUCACUUUUUUCAUCUCACAUUUGGUUAAAGAUUCAAUCUUUGAACAGAAAAAAGCAAAAAAAAACCAAGCAUUCUUGAUUUUCAGAUGACUUAUGUGAGAUGAAGGAGAAAACUCAAACACCCAUUUGCCCUCUGUUUUUUCUUGUGCUCUGUUUUUUGUGUUCAGUUUUUCCUGAACACACAAAUGCUGAGUUUACUGUCUCUGAAAAUGGCCCUUUAACUGAUUCUGAAGCUCAGUUCAUCAAACACAGGCAGCUUUUGUAUUACAGAGAUGAGUUUGGUGAUAGAGGUGAAAAUGUGAAAAUUGAUCCAUCUAUGGUGUUUGAGAAUGAUAGAAUCAAGAAUGCUUAUAUUGCUUUACAAGCAUGGAAACAAGCUAUCAUUUCAGAUCCCUUUAAUAUCACUCUGAAUUGGGUUGGUCCUAAUGUAUGCAGCUACACCGGAAUCUUCUGUGCUCCGGCGUUGGAUAACCCCAAAAUCCGUACAGUUGCCGGCAUUGACCUUAACCAUGGUGACAUUGCAGGGUACCUCCCGGAAGAGCUUGGGCUUCUUACAGAUCUUGGGAUUUUCCAUAUCAAUUCAAACCGUUUCUGUGGUACAAUACCAAGAAAAUUCAGCAAGUUGAAGAUACUGUUCGAGCUGGAUCUGAGUAAUAACAGGUUUGCUGGGAAGUUUCCUUAUGUUGUUUUGAGUUUACCCAAGUUGAUAUUUUUGGAUAUUAGGUUCAAUGAAUUUGAAGGUAAUGUACCUUCACAGCUUUUUGAUAAGCCAUUAGACGCCAUUUUUAUUAAUCAUAAUCGGUUUGCGUUUGAGUUGCCGGAUAAUUUUGGGAAUUCGCCGGUUUCUGUGAUAGUUCUGGCGAGUAACAGUUUCCAUGGGUGUCUUCCGGCGAGUAUUGGAAAUAUGAGUAAUCUUAAUGAGGCGAUUUUAAUGAACAAUGGGUUACGUUCUUGUUUGCCGGCGGAGAUUGGGUUGUUGAAAAAUCUGACUGUAUUUGAUGUGAGCUUUAAUCAGUUGAUGGGUCCGUUGCCGGAGAAUUUUGGUGAUUUGGUGAAUUUGGAGCAAUUGAAUGUGGCACAUAAUAUGCUUUCUGGGACAAUUCCGAAAAGCAUUUGUCAGCUUCCUAAGCUUGAGAAUUUUACGUAUUCUUAUAAUUUCUUCACUGGUGAACCGCCGGUGUGUUUGGGGUUGCCGGAGUUUCAUGAUGAACGGAAUUGUUUGCCCAACAGACCGGUGCAACGCUCUCAGGGACAGUGUAAGGCCUUUUUGUCUAAAAAAAUUCAUUGCAGUGCUUUCAGGUGUCAUAAAUUUGUUCCUGUUUUGCCACCUCCUCCGCCACUUUCACCCCCCUUGCCUGCCCCUCCGCCACCUAUUUAUUCGCCUCCGCCACCAGUUUAUACUCCUCCACCUCCAGUUUAUUCACCACCGCCACCACCACCCUCUCCAUCACCACCUCCGCCUCCACCACCAGUCUAUUCACCUCCACCCCCACCUCCAUCUCCUCCUCCACCAUCACCAUCACCUCCACCUCCACCCCCGCCAUCUCCACCUCCACCAUCACCCCCACCACCAGUUUAUUCACCACCACCACCGCCACCAUCUCCCCCUCCACCAUCACCUCCACCUCCUCCCCCACCCGUUUAUUCGCCACCACCAUCUCCACCUCCUCCAUCACCAUUGCCUUAUUGUGUACGCUCACCUCCACCUCCACCACCAAAUUCCCCACCUCCUAAUUCUCCACCUCCACCGCUUGCUCACUCGCCUCCACCCCCUUCACCUUACUAUUACAAUUCACCACCACCUCCGCCCCCAAAUUCACCUCCUCCUCCACCAAAUUCGCCUCCUCCUCCACCAGUAUACAUAUACUCAUCACCUCCGCCACCAAAUUCACCUCCUCCUCCACCACCAACAUACGUAUAUUCUUCACCUCCUCCACCUCCUUCCCCAUUGCCUUGUAUAGAACCCCCUCCACCACCUCCUCCUUGCAUUGAACCACCCCCACCCCCCUCCCCUUCACCAUCUCCUCCUCCACCACCGGUUUAUCAUUACAAUUCUCCGCCCCCACCAUCUCCAUCUCCUCCACCACCAGUUUAUUAUUACAAUUCUCCACCCCCACCAUCACCACCGCCUACUCCAGUAUACGAAGGGCCAUUACCACCAGUAAUAGGAGUUCAAUAUGCUUCACCACCCCCACCACCCUUUUAUUAAUUCUUUCAGAAAUUUCACUAACUCUUAUCCUCAGAGCACAAAAUAGUUCCUACAAUUAUUAUUUCCUCAACUCUUCAAGCCAUCAACAAAAUCGAGCUAAUAUGUGAUCACGAACCUUAAAUGGUACGACAGAAAGAAAGAUAGAGGAGGUAAAGAGGAGAAAGAUUCAAUCUCCAAUGAUUUUAUUUUUGAAUUGUUAUAAUUAGGUUGAAGUUGUGGAGAGAAUAAAUUGGCAAAGUAAAGAUUGAAACUUUGCUGGAAAAUGUAUGUAUAGAGAUCAUAAUCUUGAAUUAGAAACCAGUUUACAGUGCUUGCUGCAACUGGUUUUAUUUAAUGAUCAUACUUUGAUUUCUUUGUAAUUUUUUCUUUUUUUUGCUUCUUCCAAACUAUAGUAUAAGAUGAGCUUUUUAUUUUCUUUUAAAACUUGUAUUGAUUCCUCAUAAUUCAGAUGAUUUCUUUCUAUAUCUAA